Molecule: messenger RNA, 6576 nt
Organism: Syngnathoides biaculeatus (alligator pipefish)
Lineage: Eukaryota; Metazoa; Chordata; Actinopteri; Syngnathiformes; Syngnathidae
Gene: wdr20a
Product: WD repeat domain 20a
Exons: 3
Coding region: 135-1937 (600 amino acids)
Molecular function (GO): protein binding
Source: RefSeq, a predicted model, not a curated record
GUCAGGUGCUUUUAUCCACCCCGGGAAUCGGGGAAAAAAUAAAACACCGUGGCACGGUGGGAAAGCCGCACUACCCCGGACUCCUCUCCGCCCGCCCUCCAGUGCGUAAGAUCCGGCUUGGAGGAAAGGGAUGAAUGUUAAUUUCAAAGAUGGCGGCGGAGGGAGGAGGGAAGGAGAUGAACGAAAUCAAAACUCAGUUCACCACACGGGAAGGCGUCUACAAACUCCUCACUCACUCCGAAUACAGCCGCCCGAACAGAGUGCCUUUCAACUCGCAGGGCUCGAACCCGGUCAAGGUCUCCUUCGUCAACGUCAACGACCAGUCGGGCAACGGGGACAGGAUCUGUUUCAAUGUGGGCCGCGAGCUCUACUUCUACAUCUACAAAGGCGUCAGAAAGGCGGCUGACCUGAGCAAGCCCAUCGACAAGCGCAUCUACAAGGGAACACAGCCCACCUGCCACGACUUCAACCACCUCACCGCCACGGCCGAGAGCGUUUCGCUGCUGGUGGGCUUCUCUGCCGGGCAAGUGCAGCUCAUCGACCCCAUCAAGAAGGAGACGAGCAAGCUCUUCAAUGAGGAGAGACUAAUAGACAAGACCAGGGUGACGUGCGUGAAGUGGGUUCCGGGCUCUGAAAGCCUCUUCCUGGUGUCGCACGCCAGCGGGAACUUGUACCUGUACAACGUGGAGCACACGUGCGGUACCACGGCGCCACACUACCAGCUCCUCAAGCAGGGCGACAACUAUUCGGUGCACACCUGCAAGAGCAAAUCCACGCGGAACCCCCUCCUCAAGUGGACUGUGGGUGAGGGCGCCCUCAACGAGUUCGCGUUCUCCCCGGAUGGGAAGUUCCUGGCAUGCGUGAGCCAGGACGGCUUCUUGCGCGUGUUUAACUUUGACGCCGUGGAGCUGCACGGGACCAUGAAGAGCUACUUCGGGGGCCUGCUGUGCGUGUGCUGGAGCCCCGACGGCAAGUACAUCGUGGCGGGCGGCGAGGACGACCUGGUCACGGUCUGGUCCUUCCUGGACUGCCGGGUGAUCGCGCGCGGCCACGGCCACAAGUCGUGGGUGAGCGUGGUGGCCUUCGACCACUGCACCACCAGCGUGGAGGAGAGCGACCCGCUGGAGUUCAGCGGCAGCGACGAGGACUUCCAAGAGCAGGUGACCAACUCGGGGCGGGACCGCGCCAACAGCACGCAGUCGCGCCUCUCCAAGCGCAACUCCACCGACAGCCGACCCGUCAGCGUCACGUACCGCUUCGGCUCGGUGGGCCAGGACACUCAGCUGUGCCUGUGGGACCUCACCGAGGACAUCCUUUUCCCGCAUCUGCCUCUUUCGCGGACACGGACGCACACAAACGUGAUGAACGCUACAAUCCCGCCGCCGGGACCCACCAUCCUCUCUUCUAGUACGAACGCCACCAACGGAAGCACCAGCGGGGCCAGCACCCCUGGCGUCAACUCCGUCUCCUGUACACUACCGCGGUCCAACAGCCUGCCCCAUUCCACCGCUUCCGGCACCGCCACGACAACCACAACCACAAUAGCGAACAACACUAACAGGCCGAGCGGCGGCACCACGGACGGCACCGUCGCCACGGGCGUCAGCAAGUUCGCCACGCUGUCGCUGCACGAUCGCAAGGAGCGCCACCACGACAAGGACCACAAGCGCAACCACAGCAUGGGCCACAUCAACAGCAAGAGCAGCGACAAGCUCAACGCGCUGACCAAGAUCAAGGCGGACGCCGCCAAGACACUGGGCACGGCGCUGUGCCCGCGCAUGGAGGACGUGCCGCUGCUCGAGCCGCUCAUCUGUAAAAAGAUAGCGCAUGAGAGGCUGACUGUGCUCAUCUUUUUAGAGGACUGCUUAGUAACUGCUUGUCAGGAGGGAUUUAUUUGCACAUGGGCCAGGCCGGGCAAAGUGGUAAGUUCUUUUUAACCCAGGGCCAAUACAAGCACGUCUCUCUCUCUCGCUCUCUUCCUCACUCUCUCCGGCGGCGGGUUGCCACUCAUGAGCUUGUAGCAAUUCUAGAUAUGAGUCUCAUAUCACGUACCCCCCCCCCCCCACACACACACACACACAGUGCUCCUACGCCAAAUCACAAGACGGCCAAUCCUUUUUUUUUGUUGUUAGCGCGGUGUUUCCCAACCUUCGAGCCAAGGCACAUAUACAGUAUUAGAUAGUUUCUCACGGCAUAUCAGCAAAUAAAAAUGUCACCAAAAAAAAAAGUGAUCGCAUGUACACAGGUGGAGUUUUAUUCCAUACUGUGAGGGGCUGUCAAGGACAUAAUUCAGGAUUACCUUGUCCACACAUUACUAGUGAAAUGCUUUUUUAGACACUAGUGAAGCGCUGGGUUCAAGCUGUCCCAACUAGUCUGCUAUGCGAAUUAAUGAAACCUGUGAGCAUGAGCAGCGAGAUAUCUUCUAAGACAACCAGAACUCACCAGUUGCCAUCCAAUCAGUACUUUGAGAGUACAAUAAACUCUAUGAAUGAUUAAAUUUGCAGGCAGAGUAAAAUGCUCAUUCGUACACCACUGAAGCGCAUAUUUAAUUUUUUUUCUCAUGUUUUCAGUUCUAAAUGCAUGUAAGGUAAUCCUGAAUUAUGUGCUUGAUGGGCCCUCAUACCAGACCUACUUGUGAUUUCACAACAUUUUCAUAAAUAAUCCCACAUACUUCAAACUUUUACUUUAUAUUUGUAUUGACGUGUUGAACAAUUCAGGACAAGAGCACCUUUUUGUUUCACACCGCACAGUUUUCGAGUGAGCAAAAGUUUUGGAACAACGACAUCAGUGGCCCAGAAUUGGUUGGUUGUCUGCUUCAAAAGUAGAUCUUGGGGCACUGAGCUACAGCAUUUGUUGCGUCUACGCAAUAAUACGAGGUGGCUAAACAUUUCUUUGGUUUCACAGUCAUAACGGCCCUCUGAGGGAAAUCAUAACUACAACGUGGCGGCCCGUGACAAAAAUAAGUUAACGUCUUUCAAUAUUGUCGUUGUUGUUGUUCCAAUACUUUAGCUCACUUGAAAACAGGAUGGCUUUGAACAAAAUGUGCUCUGUCCUGAGUGGUUUAACACGCAAAAGCUGGAUUUCUAAACUUCUGUUUCACAUUCAUCUGUCGAUGAAUACGUUAAUCGUACAUUCUGACAUCUAGUGGAAGACAAUUUGUCUGUCCCUAUGAGUUGCUGACAUCGAAACGCACAUUGUAAUAAAUAAAUAAUAGCUUGAUAUAUAUUGGCGAACUUCCCGUGGCUUUGUGGUUGGGAAUCACCACGUUAGUGCAGUCAACAAGCCCAACUUCUUUGCUGUGAACAAUCUUGUAUGCACUUCUCCCAAUGCUCACAACUAGUCAGUCUUUUUUUUUUUUUAAUUUCCAGUAAGGAAAACCCCCUUUAAAAAAAAAUAAAAUAAAAGUAAAAAGUACUCCCAUCAAACUCUGUGCAGGGGUGAGGGAUGACCCACGUAGGAACCAAUUAAUUUUUCACAUUGAAAAUCUUUUAAUUUCUCAAUGCACAAACCUUAAAGCAAACGAGUGCAUAAAUAUGUAAAAUAAGUAUAAAUUGUAAAAGAUAUUUUGAUAUAUUUUGAAUGUGCUUUAUCCCAUGAUUCCAAAUAAAACGGCACUUUUCUGAAAUAUAAAUAUUCAUAUUCAAAUGUAUUCAGAAUGUGCCUUUUUUUUUUUUUUUUGAUGUACGGAUUUGGACAGAACAAGUACCUCCCAAAACUAUGUUUUGAGACUACAAUAAAAUCAUUUUUUCCCCAAAAAAUUUUACUCAAGAGUAGUGAAGCCCACAUUCCAAUUACUCUGAAACCUCCAUAGUGCCCCAAUUAGGAGUUGUCCGCACAGUUGAGGAUUUGCAAUGAUUAAUCUUUACAACUUUAGCAUUACUAAUAAUGUAAUAUUUCCAAACUGAUUGGCUUGGGAAAAUCCCUCAUAACACGGGCCACACCACGAGAUAAUCACUCAUCUUAAUCUUUGGAGACAUCCGACAAUCGGGAAGGGGGAAUCGGGAAUCAUGCUCUCUGUUUUUGUGCUCGGAUGAAAGCCAUGUCUAUUAUUAACAAAAAAAAAAAAAUAUAUAUAUAUAUAUAUAUAUUAUAUAUAUAUAUAUAAUGUAUUUUUAUGUUGAUGUGAGGGGAGCAGUUUCAUUUAGUCAGCCCAGAGCUUUGCCGAACAGAAAAAGACACGUGCACUACGACUUCCUCUUAGGCUGGUUCACCACUGGCACCUUUCAGAGGUGGCAGCACUCCGAAUAACCAAAGAAAAGGCCAUUUUAGCUUGCAGAUUAUUCCCCCCUCAACCAUAUUUUGCUUCCAUUUCAAAUAUUACUUGGUGCGCACUGAACCCGCUUUGCCUUUCGUGGGGGAGAUCGUCACCGAGCCCUGCUGCGAAUACCCGAAAAGCUGUGAGUAAUUCCCGCCCAACCAACUGCACCGUGAUUGCUUACGGAUGCCAAAGGAUGGCAGCAGAGCACUACUUUUGUCAGAAUGAAGCUUCUCAACUCACUUCAACAGUUGCUUGUUCCCAAGAUGGCGUCAAAGCUAUACUGUUAUUGCUUUGGCGCGAGUGCGAAGACUAUUUAAGCAAAUUACAAAGAUGUAUGUUGUAAAAAUGUAAUUGGUUUCACUGCAUUCAAGGAGUUCGACUUGAAAUAAGCGACCUUUGACAUUUAGUUAGCACGCAAAUCAAGAGUCGCCACCCCCCUACCCUAUUUCGUCCUCCUCUUACAAAUGCAAAUCUCCUUUUUUUUUUAUUUCCUUUUUCCAGAGUUUAUUGUCCUCCCAAAACCAAGCCAGGUCUCCCUGUGGAACAAUAGUAUAGCCCAAAACACGAUAUUAUCUGCUGCUAAAAAAAACAAAAAUAAAUCAAAAAUGCGUAAGCCAGUCUGAUGCUGCUCUCCACUUCCUCUGCAAAUGUUACAAGUUGUCCUUUCCUUUUUUUUUUUUUAAUUUGAUUUUUGUAUGAAAUCCCUUGCCUUGCUACCUGCACCCCGUCCACAUUGACUUUGGUGCCAUGCUUCCCAAAAUUUAUUGAGCCAUGGUAUUUAUUUUAUAUUUCAAAAUGUCAUGACACCCCACCAAACAAAUAUCUCAAAUAGUUAAUUUACUGGUUAAAAAAAGUCAAACUAUACUAUACAUUGAGUUAUGUAUGGAUUGUUAUCAGUCUGCCUGUCACGAUAUCUUGCUGACGGAUGAACACUAACCCUACAAUUUGAAUAGAUAAUAAAGGAAGUAAAUUCAUUUUUUUUUUACUUAUUAGGUGAAUUUGAACAGUGGUUGCGAAUCCUGCUUUCGAGCUGGGGUGAGCAAUCUGUGAGCCCAAACAGUGCUGUGCAUUUCACCCCCCACCCCAAAAAAAAAAAAAAUUAACACAAAUGAUGUUAUAGUUUGUUUUUUUUUGCAUAGGACAAAGGUUGCCCAUCCCUGCCUUAAAGAGGACGACUAUGGAAGUGAAAUGGUGCCACCAGGAUUUGAGUUUGAAAUGCCACAGAAAACCUGAUGAGAAUUUAAAAUGUAAAUUGAUCAAAUUUUCAAUAGUUGUAUUUCAGUGUCAUUUUUCAAUGUUAACAAUUCAACUGGUUACAAUUCGCUGUCUGAAAUUCACCCUCUGUGCCACAAGGCAGGGUUACUUCAGGUAAGAAACCAGCCAGCCAAUCAAGUUCACAUGACUAAGAAAGCGUAACUGCGAUUGGCUGGGUGUUCGGUUCUGACCUGAAGUAACCCUGAGUUUAGAGGGUGAAUUAUAGACAGUGAAUUGUAGCAACUAUUGAAAAUGCGAUCACGUUACAUUUCAAAUUCAAAUCCCGGUGGCACUAAUUUACUUACAUAGAAGACUGCAUGAAAUUAUUUAAACAAAAAUAAAAAGGUGCAAUGUGGACUGUUGCUCAACUUUGUUAUUCCUCAUUUUUAUUAUAUUGUAACUCGCUUGGGAAAAUCGAUGGAUGAUUGUUCAACUCAUCCUGAGUGGAUGGUUCCAUAUUUUUUUCAUUUGUUUUGUUUUAAACGAAGUGUAGCCUGGAGUGCUCAGGGUUAUCAAAAUUGAUUAUUAUUAUUUUUUUUUAAUCAAGUGAGCAUCUGGCAAAAUUGCAUUCUAUACAUCUGCCUCCCCAUUAAUGACUUUUGCACUGAUUUUUUUUUUUUUUUUUUUUUGUAUUACUACUAUAUUGGAACACACACACACAAAAAAAGCAGACAUUUAUCACCCCCCCCUUCCCAAAAUAGCUAAGAACCGGAUGCUGCAAUUAUCUAGUCUUUUUAAAGCAAGAAAAAGUUUGCACUUGUUUAUUAGAUGAAAAAGAAAAAAAAGGCUUUACAUGUUUAAUGCUGUGCUCACAACUCACAGAUGGCUAAUAGCGUAGAGAGAAAAAUAAAAACUUAAGAUCCUUUUAUCUAUUGAGCAUUUAUUUUGAUAUUGUGUUCAGAUUGAACUGUGCUCUGUAUCAUAUUGUGUAUAUUUUAAUUAAUUUGAUGACAGGGGAGGGCAAGCUUACCAUUUCCCCCGUGGGAAGUUUUGUCAUGGAUAGUUAUAUUUCUAAUGCCUAAAGUUAUACAUAUUAAUAAUAAUUAAAAGUAAUCUUGAAUACA